Molecule: messenger RNA, 1263 nt
Organism: Anolis carolinensis (green anole)
Lineage: Eukaryota; Metazoa; Chordata; Lepidosauria; Squamata; Anolidae
Gene: haus8
Product: HAUS augmin like complex subunit 8
Exons: 11
Coding region: 79-1101 (340 amino acids)
Source: RefSeq, a predicted model, not a curated record
AACAGCCCAGGCCUCCCUCCCUCCUUCUGGCUCCGUCUUCCGGCGCAUGCGCGCCCGCGGCUGAGGCGUUUGAAGAGAAUGGCGGCAAAGCCUCCAGGCGGCGGGAAGAGCGGCGUCGUCGCCGAGAAAGGGCCCGGCGCUAGGCCCAAGGAGCGGAAGGGAAGAGUGGUGCCCUCGCGGUACAUGGAUUACGAGAAGAAAGUGGAGGGAAAGUCCAUCUUGGAGAGAAGCCUGCAGGCUCCCAAAGGGCAGGAGACAUCAUUCAAAACACCGGCCACGCAGGUUGCAAAAGGCAAAGCUCCUGCAGCGUUGCAGUCGACGCUGCUGGAUUGCCAUGAGAGCCUCCCUCCGGCUCUGGAAGUGUCGGCCAUUCAAGGUGUAGCACCAGGGGCCAGGAAGAAGCCCACCUCCGCCAAGGAGAAGCAAAGCCCCACCAGGGAGAAGAAAACCACCAAGAAGAUGAAGCAAGCCCAGGCCGAGACCUUGAUUGAGAUGCAGGAUUCCCGGUCGCUGCUCUGGACCUUUGCGGCUCUUCAGAUGGAGCAGAACCUGGCCCGUUUGGAGCAGGAAGGCGAGGAGAAGCUGGCCGUGCUCUUGGCGGAGAGGGACCGGCUCCAGAGAGAAGCCCUGCGCAAGAAAGGCCUGUUGGCCGAGAAGGAGAGGCAGAGGCAGCUCGGCCAGGCCUUGGAGGCACAGCGGGAGGCCCUGGGGCCCUUGGAGGAGCACGGCCUCUGCUUCCAGGAGGAAUACCAGGCCUUUGCCACCGCCCUGGAGGCCACGUGCCAGGCGCUGCCCGUGAAGGAGGCCCACGUGCCGGAGGACAAGGGCCGCUUCCUAGCCGACCUGGAAGCAGCCCUUUGGGAAAACAAAGGCCUCUUGGCCGAAGCCCUCCGGGAGCCCAGCCGAAGCCACGCCCACGCCCAGAAGCCGGCCCAGGAGUUGCAGGAGGCGGCCCAGGAAGUGGCCCAGGAGCUGGCCAGGGCCUUUUCGGAGGUGGCCAAGCUCUCUGCGGACGUCAGCAAGGCGGUCUCUUUGGCGGCCCAGGCGGCCGGGGAGGAGGCCGUGGGCCUGGACGUGGCCAAGCGGCUCUACUUCGGAUAGCCCCCCCCCCCUCUCUCAUCCAGACGCACCGCGGCACUUUCCAGCCUCACCACGGCACUUGCCUCUUGCACAGAAGAAACCACGGAGAUUUCUCUUUCGAGGAGAGCAGGGUUUUGUGAUAAGUUCACUUGGUUUGUACUAGAACACGUUGGUAUUUUCUGA